Exserohilum turcica Et28A is the source of this 2024-nucleotide messenger RNA. RefSeq lists its product as uncharacterized. The transcript has a single exon. The record is from RefSeq and is a predicted model, not a curated record. Bases 60 to 1754 code for a protein of 564 amino acids. NCBI's taxonomy places the organism in Eukaryota, Fungi, Ascomycota, Dothideomycetes, Pleosporales, Pleosporaceae.
CGCGGUGCAUUUCAAUCUCCGCAUCUUCUGUCGCACAUAGCCAUAUUCCACAUCUGAUCAUGGCCCAGAACGCUGCCAGAAUUCCCGCCUGGCGGAGGUUGGGUCUCGCCCUCAAGAAUCAAGACGACACCGGAGUCGCCGUACCUGACCCCCAGGCGCCUUCUGUGCCCUAUAGCGACCAGGACAUAUCGCAGCAUCAAGCCGCGUCCGCCACGGACCAUGCCGCAGACAGCCAGUCGCUGAAGCUUGGCAAACGGAAACACCAACAUGAGCCCGUGGACCACCAUCACCAAGAACCCAAGAAGAGUCGGGUCGCGGCUCCAAACGCUCAACCCAGCCCAGAAGCCCAUCAUGAGGUUACCACUGCCAGCCCAAGAGUAGAAGCUCCCACGGAGAAGGCUCCAGUGACAGGGAAGCCUGCCAAAGGAGGAGACUCGAACUACCGAAAGAAGAAGGAAAAGCCACCAAAACGCCGAAAAGCAAAUCAACAGGUUCAGCAGGCUCCCUCUGCGCCGCACACCCACUUACCUGAGGUGACCUUGCCAGACCGCCCUGCUUUACUUGCCUCCACCGAGACUGCGGAACCCGUGGCAACCCCGCAGAAGCCCUCAAAAAAGCCAAGCCACAAGGACUCCUCUCGAUCACCACCGCUGACGGAUCGAAAAAAGUGUGUUGCCUUUACCCCAGACACCAAAAAGUCCGACGGCAACACCGGACAGGACUACUUCAAAGCCUGGGUCGCGCAACAAAAAGGCACUGGAGAAGUGUCUCAGCCGCCAGAGGUCUCAGACUUUGUUCUACACGCAUUGAUUGCUGACGAGGAGAAGACGGCAAGGAAAAACGGGCAGCUAGAAAAGAAGCAGGGAAGUGAGGGUAUUGCCAAUUCGAAACUCAAAGAAACCAAGUCCCAAGACAGGUCAUUGUCGAAGCCGGCUAAGACUGAAGAGCCAAAACCUGUCUCAAAACCUGCUCCACCGAGUACUCCGGGAGCCAAAGGAAAGAAGAAGGAUCCAUCCAUUUAUAUCGCCUAUCUCACACAAUAUCACAACGACCGGGAAAACUGGAAGUUCAACAAGGCCAAGCAAAACGACGUCGUUGACAAUGCGUUGAACAUCUUCCGGAUCCCAAUAGAGCACUCUGAAGCAUUAACCACGUACGUUGCUGGACUGCAGGGCGCGGGCGUCAUCCAGCGUUUACGUGAGCGCUGCCACGCAACAUUGAACGACCUGGACGAGCAGGACGCACAAAUGGACGACGCAGAGGCCCGCAAGAUUGCUCAAGAAGAGGCCGAACAGGAGCGCAUCGCCAAGGAACGAAAGAGGAGGAAGACUGAUGGCGAUUUGGCAAGCCUGGCAGAGCACCCGUGGAGCCCUGGGUUUAUCAGAAGACUCCAACGACAUCGAGCCGAGGCGCUUUUGAAUGCUUUGGGCCGCGCCGAGCCGGUUCUACCUGCUGUCGCGCCCAAGUCGAGCCUAAACCCGCUGAUGCAGCACGUCGAGCCAGCAAAAUCCAACGCGCGGAAACGCAAACGCAGAAGCGAAAUCUCGAGUGAUGAAAGCAGUUCCGACAGCAGCAGCGACUCGGAUUCAAGUUCGGAUUCGGAUUCGGACAGUGCCGAUUCAGACGCUGAGUCUGACAAUGAGCCUGAAAAGAAUGCUGCUAGAUCCGACGAGAGCGAGAGUGAUCGCAGCAGUAGCAGUAGUAGCAGCAGUAGCAGCAGCAGCGAUUCAUCGAGCGACUCUGAUAGCGACUAGGCGGCAGAACGAUUGUCCAGACAAUACGCUUUUCAUUCGACAAACGAAGAAAUUGGAUUAGGUCAGAGGGGUUUGGCACACAUUUCUCCGUGUAAAUACCAUUGUUCCAAAAAGCCAUUGCGAGUCCUUGAGUAGCACCGUACAUUACUACAAGCAGACUGUACAGACAUCAAUAGCCUCUAAGUAGCCCAUCCCCGCCAAAGAAAGCUGCUUCCAAGUUGGGAAAAAUAUACAUGUAUGAUACCCAAAUCAGCUAGUCCUCCCCCUCCA